GCCGGCCGCCCCUGCGGACCGGACUGUGCGGCCGGCGGCCGGGACGUAGCCCCCAGCCCGCGAGGAGGGCGCGGCGCAGGCGGCGGCGGCGCAGCGGGGAGGAGCCCGGGCCGGAACCAGGGCUGGGCCGGGGGCGGGGACGCCGGGGUCCCGGAGCCCCGGCGCCCGAGCGAGCGAACAAGCGUCGCGGGAGGAUCGGGAAGGAGGAGCACAGCCGGAGCAAGCCGAGCUGCCCCCAAAGUGCGAUGCCCCGGCGAGGGUAGGGCGCGCGGCGGCCGGCCGGCGCGGCGCGGAGGGAGGACGCCCGGGAGCUGCGCGGCGCCGAGCGGCGCGGAGGGGCAGUCCCAGCGGGCGGCGGCGGGCCCGGGCGGCGACCGGAGCGAGCCCCAUGCCCCGCGCGGGCUGACGGGCCGGAGCCCGCACGGAGCGGCCGGGCCGGACAGGUCCCGCUAGAGCGACAUGAUGGUGGAAUCCGCCUCGGAGACAAUCAGGUCGGCUCCGUCUGGUCAGAACGGCGUGGGCAGCCUCUCCGGGCAGGCGGAUGGCGGCGGCGGCGGCAGUGGUGGCGGGGCCCCCGCCGGAGGCAGCGCAGGCAGGGAUGCGGCCGCGGGCCCAGACAGCAACGGCGAGAUGAGCCCUGCGGAGCUGCUCCACUUCCAGCAGCAACAGGCUCUCCAAGUGGCCCGGCAGUUCCUGCUGCAGCAGGCCUCGGGCCUGAGCUCGCCAGGGAACAAUGACAGCAAGCAGUCGGCCUCUGCCGUGCAGGUGCCCGUGUCGGUGGCCAUGAUGUCGCCGCAGAUGCUCACCCCCCAGCAGAUGCAGCAGAUCCUGUCGCCCCCACAGCUGCAGGCCUUGCUCCAGCAGCAGCAGGCGCUCAUGCUGCAGCAGCUGCAGGAAUAUUACAAGAAGCAGCAAGAGCAGCUCCACUUACAACUCCUCACGCAGCAGCAGGCUGGGAAGCAGCAACCCAAAGAGGCCCUGGGGAGCAAGCAGCUGGCCUUCCAGCAACAGCUCCUGCAAAUGCAACAGCUGCAGCAACAGCACCUGCUCAACCUGCAGAGACAGGGGCUGGUCAGCCUGCAGCCCAGCCAAGCCUCGGGGCCCCUCCAGACCCUCCCACAAGCCGUGUGCCCGACGGACCUGCCCCAGCUGUGGAAGGGUGAGGGUGCCCCCGGGCAGCCCGCCGAGGACAGCGUUAAGCAGGAGGGGCUGGACCUCACCGGCACGGCCACCACCGCUACCUCGUUCGCUGCCCCCCCCAAAGUCUCACCCCCCCUCUCCCACCACACCCUGCCCAACGGACAGCCCACUGUGCUCACACCUCGGAGAGACAGCUCCUCCCACGAGGAGACGCCCGGCUCCCACCCCCUCUACGGACACGGAGAGUGCAAGUGGCCAGGCUGUGAGACCCUGUGUGAAGACCUGGGCCAGUUUAUCAAACACCUCAACACCGAGCACGCCCUGGACGACCGGAGCACAGCCCAGUGCCGCGUGCAGAUGCAGGUGGUACAGCAGCUGGAGAUCCAGGUGUGGCCUCAGGCUGCGGGAGAGGGGCGCAGUCAAUCAAUAUUUACCCAUGUCCCUCUGGCACCUCGCAGAGCUCCCUUGCCACUGAACUUGGUCCCCGGCUCCUCCUCAUUCUCCAAGGUGACCGUCUCCGCAGCGGACUCGUUCCCAGAUGGUCUUGUACACCCCCCCACCUCGGCCGCUGCCCCUGUCACCCCCCUACGGCCCCCUGGCCUCGGCUCUGCCUCCCUGCACAGUGGGGGACCCGCCCGGCGGAGAACCAGCGACAAGUUCUGCUCCCCCAUCUCCUCAGAGCUGGCCCAGAAUCAUGAGUUCUACAAGAACGCCGACGUCCGGCCCCCCUUCACUUACGCCUCCCUCAUCCGCCAGGCCAUCCUGGAAACCCCCGACAGGCAGCUGACCCUGAAUGAGAUCUAUAACUGGUUCACCAGGAUGUUCGCCUAUUUCCGGAGAAACACGGCCACCUGGAAGAAUGCAGUGCGACACAACCUCAGCCUGCACAAGUGCUUCGUGCGCGUGGAGAACGUCAAGGGCGCCGUGUGGACUGUGGACGAGCGGGAGUACCAGAAGCGGAGGCCACCAAAGAUGACGGGGAGCCCCACGCUGGUGAAGAACAUGAUUUCGGGCCUCAGUUAUGGAGCACUUAACGCCAGCUACCAGGCUGCCCUGGCCGAGAGCAGCUUCCCCCUCCUCAACAGCCCUGGCAUGCUGAACCCUGGCUCCGCCAGCAACCUCCUGCCCCUCAGCCAUGACGACAUGGGCGCCCCCAUGGAGCCGCUGCCCAGCAACGGCAGCAGCAGCCCCGCUCGCCUCUCCCCACCCCAGUACAGCCACCAGGUGCAGGUGAAAGAGGAGCCAGCUGAGGCGGAGGAAGACAGGCGGCCGGGACCCCCCCUGGGGCCCCCUAACCCCAGCACCUCGGGGCCUCCAGAAGACAGGGACCUGGAGGAGGAGCUGCCGGGAGAGGAACUGUCCUAAGGGCCUCUAGGGGCAGGCAGGGCAGGGGUGAGACCCCUCCCUCCCCCGGAAGCCAGGCCCCACCUACCCCGACUCCUCGCCCCGCCCAACCUCAAGGCACUUCCAGGACUCAGAUGGGGGGCUGGGCCAGCAACUCCCAAGGUGACCUGACCUACGACGACGCUCGCUCGGAGUGGGGUGGGGCAGGGACCGGCCGCCCCCUAGGGGACACAGAACCCCUGGUCUGGGACUGGCAGAGGACACGGAGGGCCCAGACCCCUCCUCAGACUCCCCCGCCCACAUCCGAACCCCGCCUCCCCGCCCCCCAACCACCAGCAGCAGCAGCAGGGCCCUCCUCCCCCACCAGCUCGCCCCCCGCAGGGCCCCUCAGUGCCAUGGAGACCCGCAGGCGGGGCUGAGCCACCCUCUCACACCCAGGGCCCCCCCAUCUUGUUCUGGCAGUACUCUCUGGCCAGAGGCCCCCGUUUCCCUAAUUUGUGCUCCCUUCCACCUUCUUGUCCUGACUGUGAAGAAGUAGCUCCACCCCCGCUCCUACCCCUGCCCUGGCCUGGGCUGGGGGCAGCUAAAGUCUCAGAGCAGCCCCAGAAAAAACCUGCCCCUCAGCUGUGCCCGAUCAAGAGCCACAGCUGGUGAGGGGGGAACAAGUGGAGUGCCCUGGGGGGAUCCGUGGGAGUAGGGCUGCCUGGUUCCAGGUCCCCCCCCAGGCCGAACUGGGCCUCCACUCCCAUUUGCUGGGUGCUGCCCCCCAGGCCAGGGAGCAUAGGAAAGUGGCCCGGUGCCCACCUCCUCCACAGAGGCCUGUGCCCGGUGCACUCGUAGAGGUGGACCCGCUGAAGGCGGCUGAGCUGCCCUUGAGGCUGGAGUUGGGGCCCCACGGGGUGCCAGGACUGCGGGAAGCACCUGCCUGUGUCCAGGGAAAGGCCAGGCUGAAAGCAGGCUUGAGGGGCGGGUGGGAUGAACACGGUGGCUGCUGUGACCCGGCAGGUCACUCCCACCCCAGCCUUCAGGUGCCCCAUCGCAGACUUCCCUCACCCGCCCUCAGCACCCCUUCCCUGCGCCCCCACCCCCCAGUUACACAGAUGACCAAAGACCUUUCUUAUGCCGGAAGCAAAAACCAAAACUUUUUUGUUGGCUUUUUCCUUUGUCGCCUCCCAUACCCCCUGCUCAUCCCGCUUCCCAUCCCGGCCCCAGGCUGGAAGCCCUCCCCAACUUAAGUUAUUGUUUUAAACCAAAGUUUACAGUGUCUGUUGGUGGCCAAGACCCUCUCUCUCCACCCUCCCUCCACCCCACCCUGAGGACCCUGGGACUCAGUAGAGGUUGGCGGCCCUGCUCACCUCCCCUCUGCUCUUGCCCAGCCCGGGGGAAGGAAAGCAGGCAGAGGGGAGGAGAUGGGCAGCCCUCGGCACCCCGCGGGGUGCUCGGCCCCUUGGGCGGUGGGCACGGGAGCCCUCUUCCCAACCCUGGGCUGCUUACUGGGGGCUCUCCAGACCCCUCUCUCCAGGACCAAGUCCCCCAUCACACUGGGAGUGUGGAUUCCAGCGAAGGAGCUGGAAAAAAAAGUGAGACUCUCCACAGACCCCCUAUGGGGGACCCCAACUUAAGGCCAAGGACUGGGUGUAUUUGAUGCUUGUCACACCCCAGGCCAGGCCCCUUUGCUGAGAAGACUCCUUGGACUAUUUCCCAAGAAACCCCCCACAUACACCCCUUCACAAGCCACCCCUCCCAAGAGGCAGGGGGCCCUCCGCCCCCUCCCCUAUGUACUCCCCACCUGUGUUCUGUUUGACCAGCACAGAAAUAUUAAACGUCCUCUAUUCACAGGG
This is a messenger RNA of Delphinapterus leucas (beluga whale), 4325 nucleotides long. NCBI's taxonomy places the organism in Eukaryota, Metazoa, Chordata, Mammalia, Artiodactyla, Monodontidae. The record is from RefSeq and is a predicted model, not a curated record.